This is a messenger RNA of Rotaria sordida, 2400 nucleotides long. Lineage: Eukaryota; Metazoa; Rotifera; Eurotatoria; Philodinida; Philodinidae. The record is from the annotation of a GenBank genome assembly.
AUGACACAAAAGAUGUUUUAUAUGGCACCUAUAUUAAACGUACCAAGAUCAAUUCGUGAAGAUGAUACUAUUUGUUGUAAUAAGCAAGAACAUGUCGAACACAAAGAAAAAGAAGAAAAAGAAGGUGAUGGUGACCUUAUAUUUAAGGCAAUAGAUGAUGAAAAUUCUUCAAGAGAAAAACUUGAUGAAAGAUUUCCAUUAACUGAUGAAGAUAUUCAUCUUCCUACCGAUGAUGAACAAACUAAAAAAUGUGAAUGUACAACUUCAUCAAUAAGUACAGUUGAUGAUGAAUGCAACAAUAUAUUACCUAUCACUGAUGGCGAUCGACUGUUUAAUCUUGUUAUUCAUCUUAAAUCAAUUAGUAGAAAAAAUUCAAAUGAACAAAAUGUUGGUAUGUCUAAUUUUCGUGUUAAACAUCGCUUACAUCAUCAUUCAAAAACGAAUACUUUUGGGCAUUGGAGAGGAGCAAUGAAAAAAGCUUUUGAACUUAAAGAUCCAUGGGAGGAUUUUAAAGUUGAUAAUUAUCCAGAAGAAAUCGUUAUAUGUCAUGAGUUUGAUCCAAUUAAACGUAUAUGGCAUACAAAUCAAAUUACAGUUAGAAUUGAAUCAAAACCAUUUGCACAUGGAAGUAUGAGGGAAUGUUUUCGAUUAAAAAAACUCUCAAUUUUUUCAACUAAUCAAGAUUGGGAUCGUUCAAGUAAUUAUAUUGCUAAACGAUAUAUUGAUGAUGUACCAAUGGCACGAUAUUUUGAUGAUGUUAUGAUGCAAAUGACAACAAAAUUAUGGGCAGCACAUUAUAAUCAACAUAAUCCACCGAAAAAAGUUGAUAUUAUUCAAAUGAGUGUAUUAGAAUUUAAAGAUCGUGCUGGUCGGCCUUAUUAUCACUUAGAACGAUUUAUUGACGGUGAUUAUAUAAAAUAUAAUUCAAAUAGUGGUUUUGUUUGUGAUGAUAAUACUCUACGUCAUACGCCACAGGCAUUUAGUCAUUUUACUUUCGAAGCAUCUUGUCAUGAACAGAUUGUUGUUGAUAUUCAAGGUGUUGGUGAUUUAUAUACUGAUCCACAAAUUCAUACAAGUCUUGGUUUUGAAUAUGGCGAAGGUAAUCUUGGUAUUCGUGGUAUGGCAUUAUUUUUUUUUACACAUGAAUGUAAUCCAAUAUGUAAACGUCUUAAUUUAACAUCAUUUGAUUUAUCGCCUGGUGAACGUGAACGUCAUAUACAACAACAUGCAUUAAGUUCAUCACAUGCAUCAAAUCAUCCAGCUCAAACAACAUGUCGCGAUUCAGUAGAACCAUUAAAUAGUUUUUCAAAAUUUUCUUCAUUAUUUCGACGACUUCGUUCAGCACCGUUAAUAUCAGAAGAUGAUUCAGAUGGUUAUGUUUCUGAAACAUCAUCAAUUACAGGUGCUAAUGCUCGCAUACUUAAUCAUAGUUUAUCAUUACCACAAGCUGAACCAUUUACGACAAUACCUAGUGAUGAAAAUUUGCCGUUAUCAUCAUCACUUAAAAAUACUAAAUUACCAUUAUUAUCAACAGCUAGUCUGAAUAGUCCAUCACCUGAUUCUUCACGUUCACAAUCUGAUUUCAACUUAACCAUCGAAGAUCUUUAUAACGCUCAAACUCCAAAUAGUUAUGGAGACAGUCAUCGUCCUUCAUCAGUUAUGCUUGAAAAAACUGAAAUGCGAAAAUUUGAAGAAAUAUCUGCUCCUCAUGAAAAAUAUGAAAGUAUUCUUGGACAGAUUCAUCUUGAAAUGUGUAAAUGUUAUCAAGUUGGCAGAUUUAGUGAAUUAGGUUCCGAAGAAUUUGAUGAAGAAUCAGCAUUUUUUCAUUUAGAACAAGCAGCUGAAUUAUGUGUUAAAGAAGCUAUAUUUAUAUUAGCAAAAAUUUAUUUAGAUUUACCUCGUGAUCUUUUAUCACAUUAUCGUCCAACGGAUCAAGUUAAUCAAAUCAGUAAAGGUUUAAAUUUGAUGAUCCGUGCUAGUGAGCUACAUGAAACAGAAGCAAAUCUUUAUUUAGCACAACUCUUUGAUAAUGGUGUUGAAGGAUCUUUAGAACCAGAUUGGAAACAAGCAACUGAAUAUUAUGAAAAAUAUAUUCGUAUACGUGAAAAUGAAUCGAAUAUUAUUGAUGAAGAUAGUGAAACUAAUGAACCAAGUCAAACUAAUUCAACUCAAAAUGGAAUUCCAUUUCAUGAUCAUCAUGAUACUGUUGCUCGUUUAGCUACUUUAUAUAAAACAGGUGGACAUAAUUUAUUAUGCAAUUAUCAAAAAGCUGGUGAUUUAUUUAAUAAGGCAGCAGAAAUGGCAACUGCAGCAAUGAAAGGACGCCUUGCUAAUAAAUAUUAUAUGGCAGCUGAAGAAGCUUAUGCAUUAGAACCAGAUGAAGAGGGUGAAGACAGUUAA